AAUGAAACUGGUUCAUGUGUUCUUUAUAGGAUUCUCUCAGGGUUUUUUUUAUACUUCCGAUUGUCACUUUAAUAGUGAUAAUUUGGGAGAGGGCUUGAAAGCUAUUGGUGACAUAGCUGGAAUUAUUGGAGGAAAAGUUUCUGAUGAAAAGUGCUCAUACUCAUGUCCGAGAGGUCAAAAAACAGUUCCAAGGAGAGGUUAUACUGCUCAUUCAAAUGGUUGUGGAGCUUAUGGGAUACAAGUCGAAGUAUUCUCGCCAGAAAUUAGUCAAUGUUGCGAUGUCCAUGAUAUCUGUUACGGAACAUGUAAUAAGAAAAGAUCUAAAUGUGAUAAAGAUUUUAAAAAUUGUAUAGAAAAAGCCUGUAAAAGAAAAUCAAGUAAAAAACGCUCAGAUUGUUUAAUAAAUUCUCAAUUACUCUACGCCGGUGCUAUGGCUUUAGGUUGUCAAGCUUACCUACAUUCUCAAGAGAAAGCCUGUUCAUGCAUAAUUUCAGAUGAAUUAUAG
This is a messenger RNA of Dimorphilus gyrociliatus, 505 nucleotides long. NCBI's taxonomy places the organism in Eukaryota, Metazoa, Annelida, Polychaeta, Dinophilidae. The record is from the annotation of a GenBank genome assembly.